Molecule: messenger RNA, 1370 nt
Organism: Nannospalax galili (Upper Galilee mountains blind mole rat)
Lineage: Eukaryota; Metazoa; Chordata; Mammalia; Rodentia; Spalacidae
Product: calcium/calmodulin-dependent protein kinase type IV
Exons: 13
Coding region: 78-1370 (430 amino acids)
Biological process (GO): protein phosphorylation
Molecular function (GO): calcium/calmodulin-dependent protein kinase activity; calmodulin binding; ATP binding
Source: RefSeq, a predicted model, not a curated record
AGCAGCAAGGGUUGGCUGCUUUAGCUGGUUGGUGCAAGGUGGAAGUGACUCGCCACGAAAGACACGCUCCAGGAGAGAUGAGUUGCGCCAGCAAAGAGCAGGCGGCGGCCGACAGCUCCAGCUCUGGCAGUGGCGGCGGCGGCGGCGGCUUCCGGAGUCCCGCGGCGAAGAUGCUCAAAGUCACCGUGCCCUCCUGCUCCUCCUCCUGCUCCUCGGUCACCGCCGGUGCGGCCCCGGCCGGAAGCCUAGUCCCGGAUUACUGGAUCGACGGCUCCAACCGGGAUGCCCUGAGCGAUUUCUUCGAGGUGGAGUCAGAGCUGGGACGGGGUGCUACAUCCAUUGUGUACAGAUGCAAACAGAAGGGGACCCAGAAGCCCUAUGCUCUCAAAGUGUUAAAGAAAACAGUGGACAAGAAAAUUGUAAGAACUGAGAUAGGAGUUCUACUUCGCCUCUCACAUCCGAACAUUAUAAAACUUAAGGAAAUAUUUGAAACUCCAACAGAAAUCAGUCUGGUUCUGGAACUCGUCACAGGAGGAGAACUGUUUGACAGGUGGUUGAGAAAGAGCUCCGAAUUGGUGGGCAGGGCACUGGGACCACUAACCUUUGUGCCGGGAAGUCUGAGGCCUCCAGACAUGGUCAGGUUAGAGCUCUUCAGCUGCGAUGCCUGUGCUAACUGCCUAGCUGGAGAUGAGCUCGAUUCAAUUUGUGGCAAUUACUUUGGCAGAAGCAAAUGCACUGGAGCCAUGCAUUCAAUCAGAUCCUCAGAGAGAAAUCCUUAUUUCCCGUACUUUCUUAUCCUUCAAUUUUCAAAUGCUGAGAAAAAGCUAGACCAACUGAUUCUGCGGGCCAUUGGUAAAGGAAGUUUUGGAAAGAUGAAGUUCAUGUGCAACCCUCUCCACAAGACACAAGAGAGGACUCUCAGUGACAAGGAGUCCUUUGACAGUGCUCUUGAUUUUAGAAUCCCACUCUUCCUCAGUUACCUGCAUGAAAAUGGGAUUGUCCAUCGAGAUCUCAAACCUGAGAACCUUCUCUAUGCAACUCCGGCCCCAGAUGCACCACUCAAAAUUGCUGACUUUGGACUCUCUAAAAUUGUGGAACAUCAAGUGCUCAUGAAGACAGUGUGUGGGACCCCAGGGUACUGCGCGCCUGAAAUUCUCAGAGGCUGUGCCUAUGGACCUGAGGUGGACAUGUGGUCUGUAGGAAUAAUCACCUACAUCUUACUUUGUGGAUUUGAACCAUUCUAUGAUGAAAGAGGUGAUCAGUUCAUGUUCAGAAGAAUUCUGAAUUGUGAAUAUUACUUUAUCUCCCCCUGGUGGGAUGAAGUAUCUUUAAAUGCCAAGGACUUGGUGAGUGUAACCAAAACAAAAUAA